This is a messenger RNA of Micropterus dolomieu (smallmouth bass), 555 nucleotides long. Its product is annotated as interleukin-17C-like. Bases 40 to 555 code for a protein of 171 amino acids. The record is from RefSeq and is a predicted model, not a curated record. Gene Ontology annotation, biological process: inflammatory response. The transcript has 3 exons. Lineage: Eukaryota; Metazoa; Chordata; Actinopteri; Centrarchiformes; Centrarchidae. Gene Ontology annotation, cellular component: extracellular region. Gene Ontology annotation, molecular function: cytokine activity.
UGGAGCUGCUGGUCACAGUGAAAACUGCCCGGCUUCAGGAUGGCAUGGGUCAGUCUGCAAAUGAUCUCCUUCGGCUUGCUGCUGAUCUUCAGUGACCAGCCUUCUUCCUCUGCUGCUGCUGCUGCUGCGAGGUCCGGGUGCAUCAGCGAGGACAAGUUGAAUAAUCGUACUGACAAGUUUCGGAGGAAACACUGGGACAAUCUGCCUAUUUCUAAAAACCUGGUUUUGGAGCCGGGCGCGCUGGACUGCGCGCAGUUUGCCAAACAAACACACCGCGGCGAUAUGAAUAAACGCUCCCUGUCUCCGUGGACGUACAGCCUAGACCAAGACCUGGACAGGAUCCCACAUGAGAUCGUCGUUGCAAAGUGCCUUUGCCGAGGCUGCAUCAUCAACCAUCGUGAAGAUAAUGACUACAACUCUGUGCCUGUGUAUGCUUUGGUGAAGGUCCUGAAGAAGAUUCAGUGCUCAGGUGAACCAAAAAAAUAUGCGGUGAAACAUUAUUAUAUGAAAAUCGCUGUGGCCUGCAUCUGUGUUGUGCCCAAGUACCAUAAAUGA